Molecule: messenger RNA, 2787 nt
Organism: Phasianus colchicus (ring-necked pheasant)
Lineage: Eukaryota; Metazoa; Chordata; Aves; Galliformes; Phasianidae
Gene: FBXO15
Product: F-box protein 15
Cellular component (GO): SCF ubiquitin ligase complex
Molecular function (GO): protein binding
Source: RefSeq, a predicted model, not a curated record
AAGGCUGCCCAGGGGGGUGGUGGAUGCCCCAUUUCUGGAGGUGUUCAGAACCACGUGGAUGUGGCACUGAAGGACGUGGUCAGUUGGGAUGGGCUGACGCUUGGACUAGAUGGUCUUAGAGUAUUUUCCUAUCUUAAUGAUUCCGUGAUUCUGUGACUUCAGAUCCCAUUUUCCCUGUUCGGUGAAGCAUCUGUAAGAGGCACUGCAACACUGAGAGCCCGGCGUUCCUUCAGACCUCGGUUUGGGCGCUCAGAUCGCCGAGGCCGACACGGCGCGGUGCCCCGAGCCUACGAGCUCUCGUUGCCAUUCAAAACCAAGUCUGUACGAGGUGCAGCCGCUAGCGGCUCCGCCCUACCCCGCCUCGGGGCGCGGCGCUCCCCACCCCGCACCGCGCCGACCCGCUGCCAUGGCGGCAGCUCGCGGCUCGGCCCCGCUGCAGUACGGCCGCGAAGCGGCUCCUGCUCCAGCCGGGCUUGGGCGGCUGUGUUCCUUUACCCCGGUUGCUGCCUCUCGGUCCGGCCGGGCCGCCGGGCUCAGGAAUAUGUCACAGAGCUUUGCUGCUGGAUCUAAGAAAUAUUCUGAAACUGUAAAUGCUGACAGCCUGUGUUGGACACCUUCCAUAAAUUCAAAACCUAGUGUGUGCAUUGAGAACAUGCCAUCAGAAAUGCUGAUAAAGGUAUUUUCCUAUUUGGAUGCUGUAUCCCUGCUGCAUGUGGCUUGUGUGAACAAGCGCUUCUAUCAGCUGGCCAGUGAUAAUGGAAUCUGGCUGAAAAUGUAUUUCAGUUGUUUUCCAGCAAAACGGAGAAUUUGGAAAAAUGAGUUUUUACAGAUGGAAACUGUUCCUUCGAGCUGUGCUGUUGUAGAGGAUAGAAAGCCUGGAUACUGGAAGAAAGAAUACAUCUUGAAACAAAUAGCUGCUGUCAAAACUAGAGUAAUGCAACUUGUUAAACCUGUAGAUCCAUGUACAGGUCUUCCAUGUAAAAACCAAAAAGCUAUAAAAGCCUCUGGCUUGAGUUGGAUAAUUGUUCUAAAGGACAAAAAUGGAAAGGAACAUGUAAUGGAGAAGGCACACCUAUCAUUUAAGCACACGUCUGUUAGUAUAUUUUGGCAUGGUACAGGUUGGCCAUGCUUAGACGUUCUGUCAACCCUAAAAUUAUUUGGAGUUAUACCACUGCUUCCUGACCAAAGCACAGCUCCCAGCAAGAAUGGUCCUCGUCGACGUUCCCUAAUUGCUGAGUAUUCUCUUUCUCACUUGACUGAAAGCAGUGUAGCAGUUGGGUCUGAUAACCUUGUCCAACUCUUCAGUUUGAAUCCAGGACUUGUUGUAGGACUGUGGAAAGGAAGUAAUGAAAUUGCUUUUGUUACGGUGAGUCUUCAUUAUCAUCAACUUCUUGAGAGAAGUGCUUUGGGUUCUGCAACAGUUCAGUACGUUCUUCCACCUGAUAAACCUGUGCUGGAUGAUAUUGACCCGGAAUAUGGACUGCAUGACUACGACUUACAUCUUGAUAUGCACAGUGAAAAGCAUACUUACAUGUGUGGAACAUUCAGGAGUCUCUUCUGCAGAAAAGGUGACAUUGAAAAUGGAUAUUUGAAGCUCACAGUUGUAAGCUUAAAGGAUAACACAAAGCACAUACCUCUUAUUGGGACAGUUGGCUUAUCCUGGGAAACAGCUGCCUUUAAAGGCAUUGUAAAGGACUGUUACAUGAUGGAUGUUACUGUCUUGGAUGAAACUCAAAAACCCUUCUGGUGUUUCAGUGCCCCAGUUUGCAUGGAACUCUCUUCCAAAGUGUCCAACCUCUAUGAUUAUAUGGGUCAUAUCUAUAUCACAGACUAUGCAGAUUCAGAAGGUAAAGUCUGUGUUGAAUUGGUGUGGUUGGAAGAAACUAAAGAGUAUUUCAUAGUCAGUCUCGUUCUUUACAUAAGCACGGAAAAGGUUAAUAAUUGGUAUGGAACAAAGUACUGAUAUAAUUAUAUUGUUGCUUUCAUUGCUUUAAAAUAAUAAUGAAAUACAUAGGGUUCACUUUAUUAUGUUUAAAAUUUAAUGUGAAUGGAAAAUAUUAUUUGCAAGUUUUGCACUUUUGGCUUUCCACUAACAAGUAAAAUUGCAUACAUUUGUUAACUGACAUUGGAUAAAUUGAAGAGGGAUAUUGAUAAAAAUUGUGUUUUUUUUUUCCUGUUAAACAUCACAUUGUUAGCCUGUUGCUGGUACUGUACACCUUGAAAAUAUUUUUAGGAAUCAUUUUUUUUAUAGACACCUUUGAGUAUAGUUAAUAAAUUACUUCUUGUGAGAGCCAUACUGUGAAGAAGCUCUACCUUAUUUAAGAUGCACUGGAUUUGAGAGCAUUCACCGUUAUGCCUCUGUGGUAGUUUCACACUGAUAGGUAGUUAAGCUCCACUGUACCACUCUCUCACUCCCUCUUUUCUCCCCUGUUCUGUUGAAGAACCUCAUGGGUUAAGGACAGAGAGAUCACUCACCAGUUACUAUAAUGGGCAGAAAGGACUCUGAAUAGGGAGAUGAGUGUAAUUUAUUGUCCACUGCUAGCAGCCUAAAGCAGCGAGAGCUAAAAGCAAACUGAAAACACCUUCCCCCUCCACACCAGCUCCUUCUACCUCCACCCCUCAUGCUACACAGGACAGUAGAGAAGAGGGGCUGUGGUCAGUCUGUAGUGCUUUCUCUGCCACUUAUCUGUGGUCACCCUCUACAUCUGCUCCAAGUGUGGUCCAUCCCACAGGAUGCUAUCCUUCCUGAACUGAUCCUGCAUGAGCUUCCCCCAGGCUGCAGUUCUC